AUGCCCCACACCCUGACGCGGUCGUCAUACGGGCCACAUUGUACAAGAGCCAGGGUGCACAGCACCAGCAGACCAAGGGACAGAGAGAGAGAGGCCAUGGUACACUGUCUGAGAGAGAGGAGAGGAGAGGAGAGGAGAGGAGAGGAGAGGAGAGGAGAGGAGAGGAGAGGAGAGGAGAGGAGAGGAGAGGAGAGGAGAGGAGAGGAGAGGAGAGGAGAGGAGAGGAGAGGAGAGGAGAGGAGAGGAGGGGAAGAUGUAAACAUGUCAGAUGGGUGUCCAUAAGAGCUUGAAACUAACACUACAAACUGUAUUCAGACAGGAGUAAAAAAUAGAGGUGAAAGUUCAGGACAUAUUAUCAGUAUUAACAGAUUAGUUAUUGGAGGAAUAGAGAGAGAGAGAGAGAGAGAGAGAGAGAGAGAGAGAGAGAGAUUAGGUAAGAAAUGAUGUGGAAACUGAGCUGACCAUAUUAGAGACACAUACCUCCCUCAGAUUACACAGACCCACAAAAAUGUGAAAACAAAUCUAAUUUUGUUAAACUCCCAUAUCUGUUGGGUGAAAUACCACAGUGUGCAAUCACAGCAGCAAGAUUUGUGACCUGUUGCCACAAGAAAAGGGCAACCAGUGAAGAACAAACACCAUUGUAAAUACAAUCCAUAUUUAUGUUUAUUUAUUUUCCCUUUUGUACUUUACCUAUUUGCACAUUGUUACAACACUGUAUAUAGCAAUAAUAUGACAUUUGAAAUGUCUCUAUUCCUUUGGAACUUUCUGAGUGUCAUUUUUACUGUUCAUUUUAUUGUUUUCUUCACUUUUGUUUACUAUCUACUUCUCUUGCUUUGGCAAUGUUAACAUAUGUUUCCCAUGCCAAUAAAGCCCUUAAAUUGAAAUUGAAAUUGAAUUGAGAGAGAGAGAGAGAGAGAGAGAGAGAGAAAUAAAUGGAAGACACGCUAGAACAAUCCUGAAUCAGCAGAAAUACAGGCUCUUAUUCAAUUGCAGAUAGUAGCUUUUCAGAAGUGUGUUUGAUUUACACACCAGCGUAUCCUGGAUGGAGGGAGAUCACACUUGAUAUGGAAACUGUCAGUCCCAUGGUGUGACACAUUCAGUUCUGACAGCAAACCUUGCUGAGAAGUCAUCCAGUGGACUCAACCAAACUGAUAGUCCAUUUCUAUAUCUGCUGCUGUGGAAAUCUAAAAGCGUUUUUAGGAAAGCCACUCACUGUCUGCAAUCAACUGAUUCACGAGAGAGAGCGAGAGAAAACAACAGACAAUGUCCUACCUGUAUAUUCUUGAGAUGGACGUCUGUCUUUCUCUAGUCACCCAACUGCUGAUGGUCCUUACUGUGCCCUCUAGCUGUUUAUAAAGAUCUCAGCCCCCCCCCCCCCCCAGGUGGUAUGAUGACCCACAGGUGGUAUGUAGGACUACUUAGUUACGCAUUAACCAAUGAGAACACCCCCUAUAUUACCAGGAGACAUAUGGAAGCCUAUAAAGUGUAACAACAAAUUCUGAUACUAUCUGAAAUGCUGAUUGAACAAAUUCUAUUCCAGAUAAUGUCAAAAGGCCAGCCCAGUGAAUAAACAGUUAGGUAAGGUAGAGGGUGGAGAUGGUAAAUAGUACUGCAUAGAGUUUAGAAUAAUUCAUCAAUAAUACCAUUGAUCACUAUCUAUAUGAAGACAACAGGCGCCACACAGCCCACUGUUUCAGUAGGAGUGGUAUUAUAAGGACCACUCCUACAGUGACAAUGUUUACGUCCCAAAUGUCACCCUAUUCCCUAUAUAGUGCACUAAUGUUCAAAAGUAGUGCACUGUAAAGUGAAUAGGGUGUCAUAUGGGACAAAGCCUAUACACACUACAGUUAUACCACUCUCUCUGUGACGCCUCAUACAAACAGUGUCUCUGGCUUCAAUAGAAGCUUCAUCCCAGGGCCCUAUCAACCGGAUGAGUUGUAAAACCUUUCGGUUUUAUCCUCAAUCACUUUGAAUGCAGUGAAUCCACUUGUGGUUAAUAUUACAAGAUCUAAUUAAUAAACUUUUUGUAUUAAAGAAGUACAGAAGACUACAGAGCUAAUUAAGGUGUAAUAAUAUGCGCCACUUGUCACGGUUUCGGCCGAGGCUGCUCCUCCUCCUGGUUCGGGCAGGCUUCGGCGGUCGUCGUCCCCGGAGUACUAGCUGCCACCGAUCGAUGUUUCAUGUUUGUUUGGUUUUGUCUUUAUGUUUUACACCUGUGUCUUGUUAGUCCUCGUUAGUGUCCUAUUUAGUUCUCGUUAGUUGUGUUUGUCUUUGUGUGUGAUUGCUCUUCUGUUUUCGUGUUGGAGCUACGUACUUCCCUCCAGUGUUUUGGAGAGGGUUUUCGCACAUGUUUGUGCGCCAUUUGUUUGACGCCUGUGUGCGCCGUUAUUUCGCCUUUGGGCUUAUUGUGCUUAUUUUCUACGUGAUUAUUGCACUAAAGUCUUUUGGACUGAGCUUCUGCGUCCUGCGCUUGAUUCAUGCACCACACCCACCUUCAGCACCCCUUGACAGAAUCACACACCAGAAUGGAAUCAGCAGGAUCUGCAGUUACGCCUGAGUCGCUCGAGGAGCAUGUCCGCGGCCAAGAUGACCAGAUACGACAACUGGGGACCGCUCUACAGGACGUCAUCAACACCUUGCACCGAUGGGAGGCCAGCGGGGUACCCACGCCUCCACCUACUCUGCCAACCCCAUCGGCCGGUCCACCAGUCCCAGGUCCGGAACCCAGGGGGAUUCGGCUCUCGCUCCCGAAGGGCGUAUGAAGGGACAGCUGCCGGGUGUCAGGGGUUCCUCCUGCAGGUGGAGCUCUACCUGGCCACUGUACACCCGGUGCCCUCGGGACACGAGAGCGUUUCCGCCCUCAUCUCCUGUCUCACGGGCAAGGCGUUGGAGUGGGCUAACGUCGAGUGGAGGAAGAUGGACGCCAACACCAUCUCCUACGCCGAGUUCUCCCGUCGCUUCAAGGUCGUGUUCGACCAUCCACCUGAGGGCAAAGCGGCGGGGGAGCGUCUAGUCCACUUGAGACAGGGGAGGAGGAGCGCACAGGCGUUUGCUCUAGAGUUCCGGACUCUAGCGGCGGACGCAGGGUGGAAUGAACGGGCCCUCAUUGACCAUUACCGAUGUAGCCUACGGGAGGACGUUCAACGUGAGUUGGCCUGCAGGGAUACCCAUCUUACCUUCGACCAGUUGGUCGAUAUGUCCAUCCGUCUGGACACCCUGCUGGCCACCCGUGGACGUCCCGAGGGGGGUCCGUCCAUUCCGCCCUCCGGCACCUCCGAGCCGAGCCCUAUGGAGCUCGGGGUUGCCGGCGCUAGAGAAAGGAGGAGGAGGAGCCCGAGGGGGCCUGUCUCCUGCACCAAGUGCGGUCGUGGAGGGCACACUGCGGCCAGGUGCUGGGGAGGGUUCUCCGGGGGAGAAGACAACAGGCCACGCACUGGGGGGGCCUCCCAGGUGAGUAGACGUCCCACUUACCCAGAGCUUUCUGUUGCGCACUUUUGUCUACCUGUUUGUUUUCCACAGGUUGCACCUCAUUCCCAGCAUAAGGCGCUAGUAGAUUCAGGCGCAGCUGGGAAUUUUGUUGAUCGGAAGUUUUGUGUAGAUUUAGGGAUCCCUCUCCUACCUGUUGACAAACCUUUUCCCGUUCAUGCCUUAGAUAGCCGCCCGUUGGGGUCGGGGUUGAUUAGGGAGAUCACAGCGCCACUUAGGAUGUGUGCGCAGGGGGGUCAUGAAGAGACUAUACAGCUGUAUCUGACUCUCCUGCGUACCCAGUGGUGCUGGGAAUUCCCUGGUUAAGCACCCAUAACCCUGCUAUUUCGUGGCAACAGAGGGCUCUCGAUGGGUGGUCUGCUCAGUGCGAGGGGCGAUGUCUGGGUGUUUCCGUGGGGGCGACUUCGGUGGAAAGUCCAAACCAAGUGCCCGCACUGCACAUUCCGCCUGAAUAUGGGGAUUUAGCUCUCGUGUUUAGCAAGACUAGGGCGACGCAGUUGCCUCCUCAUAGACAGGGGGAUUGUGCGAUUGAUCUCCAGGCAGGAGCAGCGCUCCCACGGAGCCAUGUGUAUCCUUUGUCUCAAGAGGAGAGAAAAGCUAUGGAGACUUACAUAGCCGAAUCUUUGAGACAGGGAUACAUUCGGCCCUCCACUUCUCCCGCCUCCUCAAGCUUCUUUUUUGUGAAAAAGAAAGAUGGAGGGUUGCGCCCGUGCAUUGAUUACCGUGGUCUCAAUCAGAUUACUGUGAAAUACAGUUAUCCACUCCCUCUGAUUGCGACCAUGACGGAGUCAUUGCAUGGAGCACUGUUUUUCACAAAACUGGAUCUCAGGAGCGCGUAUAACUUGGUGCGCAUUAGGGAGGGCGACGAAUGGAAGACAGCGUUUAGUACCACGUCAGGUCAUUUCGAGUAUCUUGUCAUGCCAUAUGGGUUGAUGAAUGCUCCAUCAGUCUUCCAAUCCUUCGUAGAUGACAUUUUCCGGGAUAUGCAGGGACAAGGGGUGGUUGUGUACAUUGAUGAUAUUCUGGUGUACUCGUCUACCCGAGCCGAGCAUGUAACCCUGGUGCGUCGUGUAUUGAGGAGGCUGUUGGAGCACGACCCUAUAUGUCAAGGCAGAGAAAUGUCUGUUUUUCCAGGAGUCGGUCUCCUUUUUGGGUUAUCGGUUGUCCGCGUCAGGGGUGAGAAUGGAGGUGGAUCGUGUGUCCGCUGUGCGUAAUUGGCAAACCCCAACCACUGUAAAAGAGGUGCAGCAGUUCUUGGGCUUUGCGAAUUACUACCGGAGGUUUAUCUGGGGUUUUGGACAGGUGGCAGCUCCCAUCACGUCCCUUCUGAAAGGGGGUCCGGUGCGCCUGCAGUGGUCAGCUGAUGCGGACAGGGCCUUUGGGAGACUGAAGGACCUGUUUACGUCGGCUCCGGUGCUGGCGCAUCCGGAUCCCGCAUUACCCUUUCAGGUUGAGGUGGACGCGGCUGAGGCAGGUAUAGGGGCCGUUCUCUCUCAACGGUCCGGCUCGCCACCUAAACUCCGCCCCUGUGCCUUUUACUCAAAGAAGCUCAGCCCGGCGGAGCGUAACUAUGACGUUGGGGACAGGGAGCUGUUAGCUGUAGUUCAAGCCCUUAAGGUGUGGAGGCAUUGGCUUGAGGGGGCUCAACACCCUUUCCUCAUUUUGACUGACCAUCGGAACCUGGAGUACAUCCGGGCAGCGAGGAGACUGAACCCUCGCCAGGCUCGAUGGAGUAUGUUUCUCACCAGGUUCAUAUUUAAAAUCACGUACAUCCCUGGGUCCCAGAAUGGUAAGGCAGAUGCACUGUCCCGGCGGUAUGACACGGAGGAGAGGUCCGUUGAGCCUACUCCCAUACUACCGGAGUCUUGCCUUGUGGCACCGGUGGUGUGGGAGGUCGAUGCCGAAAUCGAGCGAGCGUUGCGUACCGACCCCAGCCCUCCACAGUGACCUGAGGGUCGGAAGUACGUUCCGCUCGAGAUUCGGGAUCGACUCAUUUACUGGGCUCACACGUCACCCUCCUCUGGACAUCCGGGUAUUGGCCGGACAGUGCAUUGCCUUAGCACUAAAUACUGGUGGCCUACUUUGGCUAGGGAUGUGAGGGUUUAUGUCUCCUCCUGCUCGGUGUGCGCCCAGUGUAAGGCACCCCGACAUCUGCCCAGAGGUAAGUUACAACCCCUGCCCGUUCCACAACGACCAUGGUCCCACCUCUCGGUGGAUUUUGUGACAGACCUUCCCCUCUCUCAGGGGAAUACUACCAUCCUGUUCGUUGUGGACCGGUUCUCAAAGGCCUGUCGUCUUCUCCCUAUGUCGGGUCUUCCUACUGCCCUACAGACCGCUGAGGCCCUAUUUACCCACGUCUUCCGGCAUUACGGGGUACCCGAGGAUAUAGUGUCUGAUCGAGGCCCCCAGUUUACCUCCCGUGUUUGGAGAGCGUUCAUGGAGCGUUUGGGGGUCUCGGUUAGCCUUACCUCAGGGUACCACCCGGAGAGUAACGGGCAGGUAGAACGUGUCAACCAGGAUGUGGGUAGGUUUCUGAGGUCGUAUUGCCAGGACCGGCCUGAGGAGUGGGCACGGUACAUUCCCUGGGCCGAGAUGGCCCAGAACUCUCUCCGCCACUCCUCUACCAACCUAACCCCCUUCCAAUGUGUGUAGGUUACCAGCCGGUUCUGGCACCGUGGCAGCAGAGCCAGAUCGAGGCCCCUGCGGUGGAUGAUUGGAUGAGGCGCUCGGAAGAGACGUGGAACGCUGCCCACGUCCACCUGCAGCGGGCACGUCCUUCAUCACAAGGCGAGCGCCGAUCUCCACCGCAGUGAGGGGCCGGUGUACGCACCUGGAGAUCGAGUCUGGCUCUCUACCAGAAAACCUACCCCUCCGCCUGCCCUGCCGGAAGCUGGGUCGGCGAUUUGUGGGGCCCUUUAAAGUCCUGAGAAGAUUUGAACGAGGUGUGUUAUAGGUUACAUCUACCUGUUGAGUAUAAGAAUAUUAACCCCUCGUUCCAUGUGUCUCUUCUCAGGCCGGUGGUAGCUGGUCCACUCCAGGACAAUGAGAUAGGAGAGACUCCUCCGCCCCCACUGGACAUCGAGGGGGCUCCGGCGUACACCGUUUGGUCCAUCUUGGACUCCAGACGCCGGAUGGGGGGUCUCCAGUAUCUCGUGGAGUGGGAGGGGUACGGCCCGGAGGAUCGGUGCAGGGUGCCGCGGAGGGACAUCCUAGACCCAUCUCUCCUGUCGGAGUUCCACCGGGACCAUCCCGCGCGCCCUGCUCCGCGUCCUCCUGGUCGUCCCCAAGGUCGGGGUCGGCGCACGGCUGGGGCCGCGCGUCAAGUGGGGGGGGGGGGGGGGGGGUACUGUCACGGUUUCGGCCGAGGCUGCUCCUCCUCCUGGUUCGGGCAGGCUUCGGCGGUCGUCGUCCCCGGAGUACUAGCUGCCACCGAUCGAUGUUUCAUGUUUGUUUGGUUUUGUCUUUAUGUUUUACACCUGUGUCUUGUUAGUCCUCGUUAGUGUCCUAUUUAGUUCUCGUUAGUUGUGUUUGUCUAUGUGUGUGAUUGCUCUUCUGUUAUCGUGUUGGAGCUACGUACUUCCCUCCAGUGUUUUGGAGAGGGUUUUCGCACAUGUUUGUGCGCCGUUUGUUUGACGCCUGUGUGCGCCGUUAUUUCGCCUUCGGGCUUAUUGUGCUUAUUUUCUACGUGAUUAUUGCACUAAAGUCUUUUGGACUGAGCUUCUGCGUCCUGCGCUUGAUUCAUGCACCACACCCACCUUCAGCACCCCUUGACACCACUCCCACAGUGACAAUAUACACUGACUACAGAACAUACCCCUCUCUCCUCUCUCUGUGGCGCCACACACAAACACAGGCUGCUGCUGGAAGUCUUAUCUUUUAGCAGCAGCCGUCUGUCUGUCUGUGCUACAGGAUCCUAGCCACAUCUGCCAAGGGAAUUUUUUGAAUGUUUGAAUUAUGUUCAUGUUCACUUUAGAAUGUUGUUAUUGUGAUGUCAUCCCACAGCUGAAGUAUGUACAGACGUGUGGAUCUAGUCUACAGCUUUCUGUAAUCUUAUCAGAGAGGGUGUUGAGAUACAGUUAUAUAUUGGCCGUUAUUGAUUUGUCACUUUCUUAAAAGCGAUGAGACAGGAGAUAGAUAUUUGCUAAAAGAUGGUAAUGAUGUGUCUGUAAAAAAAAAUUAUGUCUCUCAAAAUCUCCGGAAUUCGUAAAUAAAGCAAAAAAUGUAUAAUCACUGAGAAAUAUGAAGACAGGAACAGAUGUAAAGCUUCUACUAACACUUUACGAUGAUAACACAAAGAACCAGUCUGAGACCAUAUAAUGCUGAGAUGCAGGUUUCUUUAUUCAUGCCAUACUGAAGUGAGGAUUGUCAUAUCAGAUGAGACACUCACAUGAGAGUAGGGUCAAAGGCUGAAAGUCAAAGUUCAUCCUCUUGGGACAGAGCUGCUGUCUCGCUGUAGCUAUAGUUGAGGGUUCAGGAAACUCUGCCCCAGGAAACGUUCCAUACUAUGGACUACAUCUGUAACUGUGGUGGAACAGGUCCCCAGGUGGUCGUCAGCUGAUCUGUAACUAUGUUGGAAUAGUUUUUUAUUUUUGUUGCAUCAUCUUUGAAAUGCAAAAGAAAGGCCAUACAUUGACAUAGAAAGCUGGGUGUAAUUUAGAUGUUGUCCACAAGAGGGCAGCUGUGUGUGUGCAAAGGUUCAGACUGAUACAUUCAAGAAUGAGAGAGCUACAUAUCCCAUAAACAUUUAUUCAAUCAAUUUUAGAAUAAGGCUGUAAUGUAACAAAAUGUGGAAAAAGUCAAGGGGUCUUAAUACUUUCCAAAUGCACUGUAUGUAUUUACUGAGAGCUGCAAUAUAUUUACCAGGUGAAGUUGCCAUUAACGAGUACGAGAUUAAUCUGUAAGUGUUUGCUCUCUUCAGAAGUAAACGUUCGUAUUCCUGCUUAAGUUCAGAAAUAGUAUUUUCUUCUUUACCUUGUAAAGAUUUUUUAUGGACUUUUUCUAAAAUAGUGAUUUCUUAUUUUCUUUUUUUUUUCUCGGGGUUUAUCUAGAAGAGAUGUUCAUUCUCCAAAUUUGUCGCUAAAUGUUUUUUUCUAUUUGUGUAAUUAAGCAUGAAUGAUCCGAUAGCACUAUAUCGUGAAUUUUUUUAUCCAGUAAAUUGUUGAGUGCAUUUUUGGAAAUAAAAAUGUAAUCACAUUUUGGAUAGCUUUUCUUACUUUGAGAAAAAAAGGAAUAGUCUUUUGUAGUUGGGAAUAGUAAUCUCCAGGUGUCCUGUAAAUUAUUUGCAGAGAUGACAUUUUUCAGUCUCUUUGGAGGCUCCCUAAGUCUGUCAAUCUUAUCAAAUGUGUGAUUUAGGUCACCUGCUAAAAUAAUAGUUCCUUUCUGGAUUUUAUCUAAUAUAGCUUGAAUUCUAUCUAAAAACACCAGAUUUGCCCCUGGUGGGAUAUACAAUGAAAUCAAUGUUUAUCUUUUACCAUGUACAAUUCAACAUUAGAAAAUGGCCGCCUUAGAAAAUAUGCUGGGAUAUGAGGGAAAAUUGUGUUUUCUUAUUUAUUAGGAUGCCUAACCCUCUGCUGUUACUACAGUGGGUGGCAGCAUGGGCCUCUCCAACACAGCUCCUCUUUAAAUGUUCAAUUUCGUAUUUUUUUUUUAAUGCAAAGAACCCCCACAUCUUUAGGUGUUCGAGAACCAUAUGCUUGGUUUACCCAUCAUGGAGCCUGUUGACAUUCCAUGUGAUAAGUUGGAUUUUGUUGGUAUUUACUUGUAUAGUUAAAGUUAACCUUAUCCCCCCACUCAUCCAUUCACACACAACAUACACCCCACGCCUCCGCACACCCACUUUCUCCUGCCCUCCCACACACAUCCACAAUCACCCUCCCGCACUCUCCCAUCCCACAUGCACAGACACAUACCCACAUAUACACACACUCACACCCUCUCUCUCUCACUCACACACACACACACAUCCAUAGAAAAAUGAUUGACUUACAUGCUAUAUUUCCUCUUUUAUAUUGUCCUUUCAGUGUACAUGUAUCUCCUUGGCAUUGACUAAUUCUAUAGUUACUUUCUAGAGAAGAACAGUUACUUGGGGACAAUAGAAUCUAAAUUGUAUUGGGGGAGGGGGAAGGAAUAUUGUCUCAAUUUACGAUAAGCUGGUCUUGGGAAAAAUGGGUGUAACCUCAUGUUGUAUGUAUGUAUUCUUGUUUGCUGACAAUUAUUAUUACUAAAUAAAAAACAUUUGAUCACCAAAAAAAGAAAUGAGGAUAUCCUAAUAAUAAAGUACGAUACAGGCCACAUAUCUAAUCUGUGGAGUCACAAUGUUGUCAUAGUUACAAAAACAUAUUUGACCACUGUUUUUGCAAAGUAAGAAAUAUGUUUGUAAAAUGCUCUGUGUUAACCAGAAAAAAACCUGACUUGCAUUUAUUUGCUAAUCAUCAUUUGUUUUUGUUAAUGAUGACUCAUAUUUUCUUUUGGAUCAUGACAUAUGUUUGUGAAACUAUACGGGCAUAUUUACAGACUGUGAUAUUUAUUUGAAAGUUGCAUUCUAUAUUUGCACAACACCUCUUUUGUUUCUGAAAUCAUUAACAACAAUUCUGACCCCCACCUGGAGUAACGAGUUCAUCUGCAAUGAUGUGGCCAAUGACAACCUGGAGCUGGAGAUGUGGGACAACGAUGUGUCAGCUGACGACCACCUGGGGACCUGUUCCACCACAGUAACAGAUGGAGCCCAUAGUAUGGAAUGUUUCCUUUUGAGAGACACACUCUCCACAAUGAUUGAGGAUAAAACCAAAAGGUUUUACAACUCAUCCGGUUGAUAGGGCCCUGGGAUGAAGCUUCUAUUGAAGCCAGAGACACUGUUUGUAUGAGGCGUCACAGAGAGAGUGGUAUAACUGUAGUGUGUAGAGGCUUUGUCCCACAUGACACCCUAUUCACUUUACAGUGCACUACUUUUGAACAUUAGUGCACUAUAUAGAGAAUAGGGUGACAUUUGGGACGUAAACAUUGUCACUGUAGGAGUGGUCCUUAUAAUACCACUCCUACUGAAACAGUGGGCUGUGUGGCGCCUGUUGUCUUCAUAUAGAUAGUGAUCAAUGGUAUUAUUGAUGAAUUAUUCUAAACUCUAUGCAGUACUAUUUACCAUCUCCACCCUCUACCUUACCUAACUGUUUAUUCACUGGGCGGCCUUUUGACAUUAUCUGGAAUGAAUUUGUUCAAUCAGCAUUUCAGAUAGUAUCAGAAUUUGCUGUUACACCUUAUAGGCUCCAUAUGUCCUCCGGUAAUAUAGGGUGGGGUUCUCAUUGGUUAAUGCGUAACUAAGUAGCCCUACAUACCACCUUGGGUCACCCAUACCACCUGGGGGGGGCGAGAUCUUUAUAAACAGCUAGAGGGCACAGUAAGGACCAUCAGCAGUUGGGUGACUAGAGAAAGACAGACUCCAUCUCAAGGAUAUACAGGGAAACAUUGUCUGUUUUCUGGUUCUGUUUCUCUAUACCUCUACACUCCCCCUCUUCUCUCUCUUUUCUCUCUCUCCCCCUCUCUCUCUCUCUCUCUCUCUCUCCCCUUCUCCUCUCCUCCUCUUCUUCUCUUUUCUCUCUCUCUUCUCCCCCUUCUAUCUUCUCAAGCUCAGUCCUCUCUCUCUCUAAUUCAUCUCUCUCUCUCCAUGUCUCUCUUUCCCUCUCUGCUUUCAUCUCUCGCGUUCUCUUCUCUGUGUCGCUUGUUGUCGCGUCUGUCUUCCUCCACUGACUGAUCUCUUACUAAAGAUAAUACAUCCUGAUCUUUCAAGUUUGUAGUGUUAGUUUAAAGCUCUUAUGGACACCCAUCUGACAUGUUUACAUCUUCCUCUCCUCUCCUCUCACUCUCCUCCUCCUCUCUCACAUGAUAUAUCCUCUCCUCUCUCUCCUCUCCUCUCAUCUCCUCUCCUCUCCUUCUCCUCUCUCUCCUUCUCUCCUUCUCCUCUUCUCUCUCCUCUCUCUCAGACAGUGUACCAUGGCCUCUCUCUCUCUGUCCCUGGGUCUGCUGGUGCUAUGCACCCUGGCUCUUGUACAUUGUGGCCCGUAUGACGACCGCGUCAGGGUGUGGGGCAUUAGUGCCACCAACCUGAAAGGAGACUUCCUCUCCCAACCAGACCCCUACGUCAAGGUGAAUUUAUUCAUUUAUUUAACCUUUAUUUAACCAGAACAGUCAGUUAAUGAAACGUUGAUAUUUAAUAAAAAACGUUUAAUAAUAAAAGUCUACUGACAACAUUAUCUUCCUUAGGUGUGGUGCGGCCCAGCCUUCGGUGGCAUGACCAGCAUUCUGAAGAACCAGGCCAACCCCACCUGGCCCGGCGAGUUCAACUUCCUAGACGUCAUCCACAAGUCUGUCCUGAAGCUAGAGGUGAGUUUCCCCCCUUACUAUGCAAAGUGCUUUGAGCAAUGGAAAAGCAGUUUGUAAAUCCAAUCAAUUAUGAUGAUGAUGAUGAUGAGUAAGAGGAGGAGGAAGACAGGUAGGACAAGGAGGAUGAGGAGGAGAAGGAGAAUUAUGAGUAUUAUUUAUUAGUAUUAUUAUUAUUAUUUAUUUUGUAUUUUUAUUAUUAUUGUUAUUAGUAUUGUUAUUAUUAAUAAAUUAAUAAAUAUUUAUGAUGUUUUAUUUAUUAUUGUAAUUAUUAUUAUUAGGUGUGGGAUGAUAACGUCGGACCAGAUCACCGCCUGGGAACCUGCACCACCACCAUCUACCCAGGAACACACAUCGAGACCUGCCACCUGAAGAAAGGCACCGUCUACUACACCUACACCUACCAGAAGGAACAGCAGCAACAGAAGGAU
Coregonus sp. 'balchen' is the source of this 12287-nucleotide messenger RNA. NCBI's taxonomy places the organism in Eukaryota, Metazoa, Chordata, Actinopteri, Salmoniformes, Salmonidae. The record is from the annotation of a GenBank genome assembly.